This is a messenger RNA of Rhinopithecus roxellana (golden snub-nosed monkey), 1528 nucleotides long. It is a transcript of the gene B3GNT3, whose product is annotated as UDP-GlcNAc:betaGal beta-1,3-N-acetylglucosaminyltransferase 3. The record is from RefSeq and is a predicted model, not a curated record. NCBI's taxonomy places the organism in Eukaryota, Metazoa, Chordata, Mammalia, Primates, Cercopithecidae. Gene Ontology annotation, molecular function: N-acetyllactosaminide beta-1,3-N-acetylglucosaminyltransferase activity. Gene Ontology annotation, cellular component: membrane.
CUCUGGCUCAGGUGAAAAGUCUUCGGCUGGCGAGCGGAGAGGAGCAGGUAGAGGGGCAGAGGCGUGACUGUCGUCGGGGAGCCGCACGGGGGCUCCUCAGGCUGACCCCAGACCCUGGCUGGCCAGGAUGAAGUAUCUCCGGCACCUGCGGCCCAAUGCCACCCUCAUUCUGGCCAUUGUCGCUUUUACUCUCCUCCUCCUCUUCAGUCUGCAAGUGUCACCACCCACCUGCAAGGUCCAGGAGCAGCCACCGGCGACCCCCAAGGCCCUGGCCUGGCCCACUCCAUCACCCACCCAGCCCGGGCCCGGGUGCCAGGCCAACACCUCUAUGGCCAACCACUCGGACUUCGCCAAGCAGCCGAAGAAUGUUCGGGACUUCCUGCUGUACAAACACUGCCGCGACUUUCCCCUGCUGCUGGACGUGCCCCCUUCUAAGUGCGCGCAGCCGGUUUUCCUGCUGCUGGCGAUCAAGUCCUCCCCCACCAACUAUGAGCGCCGCGAGCUGCUGCGGCGCACGUGGGGCCGCGAGCGCAAGGUGCGGGGUUUGCAGCUGCGCCUCCUCUUCCUCGUGGGCACAGCCCCCGACCCACACCAGGCCCGCAAGGUCAACUGGCUGCUGCAGCUGGAGGCACAGACUCACGGAGACAUCCUGCAGUGGGACUUCCACGACUCCUUCUUCAACCUCACGCUCAAGCAGGUGCUGUUCUUACAGUGGCAGGAGACGAGGUGCACCAAUGCCAGCUUCGUGCUCAACGGCGAUGAUGACGUCUUUGCACACACAGACAACAUGGUCUCCUACCUGCAGGACCAUGACCCUGGCCGCCACCUCUUCGUGGGGCAACUGAUCCGAAACGUGGGCCCCAUCCGGGUUUUGUGGAGCAAGUACUAUGUGCCGAAGGUGGUGACUCAGAAUGAGUGGUACCCACCCUACUGUGCGGGUGGUGGCUUCCUGCUGUCCCGCUUCACUGCCGCUGCCCUUCGCCGUGCCGCUCCUGUCUUGGACCUCUUCCCUAUUGAUGAUGUCUUCCUGGGUAUGUGUCUGGAGCUCGAGGGACUGAAGCCUACCUCCCACAGCGGCAUCCGCACGGCUGGUGUGCAUGCCCCAUCGCAACACCUGUCCUCCUUUGACCCCUGCUUCUACCGAGACCUGCUGCUGGUGCACCGCUUCCUGCCUUAUGAGAUGCUGCUCAUGUGGGAUGCACUGAACCAGCCCAACCUCACCUGCGGCAAACAGACACGGAUCUACUGAGUCAGCAUCAGGGUCCCCAGCCUCUGGGCUCCUAUCCAUAGGAAGGGGUGACACCUUCCUCCCAGGAAGCUGAGACCUUUGUGAUCUGAGCAUAGGUGAGUGCCAGGGACUCACCUGCCUCGGCCUCCCAAAGUGUUGGGAUUAUAGGCAUGAGCCACUACACCAGCCUGAACAGAAUUUAAAUGGGGUGAUAGGGCCAAACACAGUGACUCAUGACUAUAAUUCCAGGGCUUUGGGAGGCCGAGGUGGGAGGAUCACCUGAGCCCAGGAGUUUGAGAC